Molecule: messenger RNA, 1959 nt
Organism: Trematomus bernacchii (emerald rockcod)
Lineage: Eukaryota; Metazoa; Chordata; Actinopteri; Perciformes; Nototheniidae
Gene: pptc7a
Product: protein phosphatase targeting COQ7 a
Exons: 6
Coding region: 473-1366 (297 amino acids)
Source: RefSeq, a predicted model, not a curated record
UCACAAGACCUCGCUCGCAGCUCGGAGUGUGUGUGAAGCAGACACACACAUCACUUUGGUGUUAUGUAGUGUGUCUGGACGGCAUAAUUGGCACUAUGGCUGCGAAGAAGCAACACUUACGGGUCUUCUGGAGCGGAAGAGGCGACUGUGUAAUGUGAUUUUUCUCCCCUUAGAUAUCACGCAACAGAACAAAAGCUCAAAGAACCGUUGACGUUACUUGACAGCGGUUGUUUUUGUUGUCGGCGGUUGGUUAGCAUUGUUAGCACGUUAGCCGAUAAGCUAAGCAGGUUCCCUCUGCUGAGCCUGUUGUCGGCGGUUGGUUAGCAUUGUUAGCACCUUAACCGCUAAGCAGGUUCCAUCUGCUGAGCCUGUUGUUGUCGGCGGUUGGUUAGCAUCGUUAGCCGCUAAGCCAAGCAGGUUCCCUCUGCUCAUCUGGCCGGGUUUGGACGGUGGGAGCCCGGGUUGGUGGGUGAUGUUGUCCGUGCUGUCCUACGGUAGACUGCUAGCCAGAGCUGUCAUCGGCGGACUCUCUCAGACCGACGGCCGCGACUACAGCCUGGUGACGGCGAGCUGCGGCUUCGGGAAGGACUUUCGGAAAGGCAUCCUGAAGAAAGGGAUGUGUUAUGGGGACGACGCGUGCUUCAUCGCCCGACACAGAUCCGCCGAUGUUCUGGGUGUGGCAGAUGGAGUGGGCGGCUGGCGGGACUAUGGAGUGGACCCGUCUCAGUUCUCGGGGACGCUGAUGAAGACGUGUGAGCGGCUGGUGAAGGAGGGCCGCUUCGUCCCCAGUAACCCGGUGGGGGUCCUCACCAGCAGCUACUACGAGCUGCUGCAGAACAAAGUGCCGCUGCUGGGCAGCAGCACGGCCUGCAUCGUGGUUCUGGACCGGCGGAGCCACCGUCUGCACACGGCUAACCUCGGGGACUCUGGGUUCCUGGUGGUGCGGGGGGGGGAGGUGGUGCAUCGCUCCGACGAGCAGCAGCACUACUUCAACACGCCCUUCCAGCUGUCCAUCGCCCCCCCGGGAGCCGAGGGGGCCGUGCUCAGCGACAGUCCGGAGGCGGCGGACAGCUCUUCGUUCGACGUGCAGCUCGGAGACAUCAUCCUCACGGCGAGCGACGGCCUCUUCGACAACAUGCCCGACUACAUGAUCCUGCAGGAGCUCAAGAAACUCAAGAACACGAACAUAGAGAGCGUUCAGCAGACGGCGCGCAGCAUCGCCGAGCAGGCCCACGUCCUGGCGUACGAUCCAAACUACAUGUCGCCUUUCGCUCAGUUCGCCUGCGACAACGGCCUCAACGUGAGAGGGGGAAAGCCUGAUGACAUCACAGUGCUGCUCUCUAUAGUGGCUGAAUACACCGACUAGAGUCUGCAGCUGAUGGACUGCUUUGAUUCCUGCUGGCCAGGAUGAAGGACAGAUUCUUCCCAGCAUGCACUGGCUCUCCAGCUGACCCCCCCCAAAAAGACUCUUCUCCAGAGAGAGGCUGGAUAACAGAGGGGGGGGGGGGCAGGCAGGCAGGCAGAGGACAGACACUGGGACCGGCUGCUGAGUGUAAUCCUUUUCCUGAGGAUCAGCAGACGAGGAUAAACGGUGUCUGGUGGAGGUUUGUUGGGAGGAGGGUCAGACGUGGGCAGACGGACGGUGUUCGACUGUUAAAGGUGCUCCAUGUCAGUAGAGAUCUGCACAGGAGGCGGCAGCGUCAGGAAGGGAUGCACCGAUUGGGAAAUUCUGCGCUAAAAUCAAUGUUUUUGUGCCAGGGAAACAACAACACCUGAGUCAUGAAACAGCCCUUCAUUAUCUUUGACUGCCAACAACAUAAACUCAAACCAACAGCCUUCAUCUACUGGAAAGAUAUUAUUUCCUUCUUCUCAUUUUUGGAUAACAAAUGCUUUUAAAGCCAUUUUAGUUGGUAAAAACGUCCUAUAAAUGUAACAACGAUUAAACAUAAUGUCACCCUC